Molecule: messenger RNA, 3181 nt
Organism: Chiloscyllium plagiosum (whitespotted bambooshark)
Lineage: Eukaryota; Metazoa; Chordata; Chondrichthyes; Orectolobiformes; Hemiscylliidae
Gene: rbm15b
Product: RNA binding motif protein 15B
Molecular function (GO): RNA binding
Source: RefSeq, a predicted model, not a curated record
CGCUGGAAGCGGUGAGGUCAGAGCGCAGAGCGCAGGGCAAGGCAAGGGCGGGGGAAGCGGCGCGCAUUCUUUCGGCGGGGUUAGAGGCAGCGGGGCAUCCUCUGACAAGAUGGCGAGUAGGCAGCUUAGAGCCUGACGGGGAGUUCGCGGCGGGUCCGCCUUGCCCGGGGGCUUAGCGAUUGGCGUUAGCUGGUGGUGGCGCCAGGGCCUACUUUUCCGGAGAGGGGCUGGCGGCCUAGCGCGGGCUCGGUUGUGAGGAGGAGGAGGAGGAGGCGGCCGAGGCUGAGCCGGGCGGGGGGUGCGGGUCGCGGGGAGGCAGGCCUCGGGCCCGCCAUGAAGAGACAGAGCGAGCGCGACUCGAGCCCCAGCUCGGCCCUAGGUAGCGGGAGAGCGGCUAAGAGGCCCCGGGAACGGGAGAGAGAGCGGGACGGCCGGUCCGGCAGGGAGGAAGGUGACACCGGCCGGGGAGGAGGUGGCAGCUACCACAAGGCUGGCCUCAGCGCCAAGCACCCGGGGGGUCGGAGCAGGAGCAGGAGCCGGGACAGGGCAGGAGGAGGGGGGGACAAAUCCAAUAGUAACAACCGCAGGGAAGAGAGAGGGGACCACCAUCACCACCACCACCACCAUGAGACUGCCAGCUCUGCCAGGUUGCCCUCUGCCAGGACUAGCUCUGCCCAAAAAAACAAAGGUGACAAUAGUCGGCCCGCUGGGCUCGAGUACAAGACGCUGGUAAUCAGCAACUUGGGCUCACAGCUGACGGAUGAGGCAGUGGAGGAUGGUCUUUUCCACGAGUUCAAGAAGUUUGGAGAGGUGAGCGUUAAUGCCACGCAUACCCCUGAAGGGGGCCGGCUGGCGUAUGCCCAUUUCCGGCACCACGAGGACGCUAAGGAGGCAAGGCAUGCCAAGGGUCGGCUGGUGCUUUAUGACCGGCCCCUCAAAAUUGAGCCGGUGUACCCCAAGAGGAGGAGUUGUACCCCACCCGAAGUUACUUUCGGAUCUAUCCACACUGGAUAUCAGUAUCGGCAACGAUCCUUGUCACCAGGGGCCUGUGCCCUCCGAGACCAGCGGACGAGACAUGCUAAUUAUCCCAUUGAGGCAGUGCCGCUGGCAAGGGAGCGUGAACGGUCGUUAGACUAUUACGGAUUAUAUGACGAGCGUGGGCGAGCUUACAGCUACCCUGUGCAGGAGGAUGAUUUGAUGCCUGAGGAUGACAAGCGAGCCACAAGAAAUUUAUUCAUUGGUAAUUUAGAUCACAACAUUUCAGAAACUGAUCUGAGACGUGCUUUUGAGAAGUAUGGCAUCAUUGAGGAAGUGGUAAUCAAGCGUCCACCCAGGGGGCAAGGCGGUGCCUAUGGGUUCUUAAAAUUUCAGAAUUUGGACAUGGCACACCGAGCCAAGGUGGCCAUGUCAGGUCGGGUGAUUGGCAGGAACCAUGUUAAAAUUGGAUAUGGCAAAGCCAACCCAACGACUCGUUUGUGGGUGGGUGGGCUGGGACCCCUGACCUCACUCGCUGCCCUUGCACGUGAGUUUGACCGAUUUGGCAGCAUUCGCACCAUUGACUAUGUAAAAGGUGACAGCUUUGCUUACAUACAGUACGAGAGUUUGGAUGCUGCACAGGCUGCCUGUGCUCAGAUGCGCGGCUUUCCACUUGGAGGGCCUGACCGGCGCCUAAGAGUGGACUUUGCUAAGGUGGAAGAUACACGUUACCAGCAGCCCUACCCACAGGCUCCACUUCCAGUCCCCUUUGAACUGCUGGCAGAUGGCUUUGGUCGGCACCGGAGCCUGGAGCGGGAGGCCCGGGCACGUGACCGGACACCACCGCUGCCCCUCUACCAUGAACGGGAGAGGAGCUACUUGGAUGGUGACUGGAGCAGCCCAGCCAAGAACUUGGAGCGCCGUAACAACACUGAUACUGUUUCCAUCCGCAACCGGGACCGCUGGCUGAACGAACGGGAGAAUGACCGCAGUACUGUUGCCGUUAAGCCCUGGGAAGAAAGGCGAAAGCGCCGGAGCCUUUCCAAUGAGCGUGUCCGGCCUGUACUCUCACCCUAUGAGGAGCGGGCGAGGGCCAAGCCUCGGGGCUCAUUGGAGCUGAGCCCGGACAAAAGGAAUCGUGAUGCCCGGGGGGCUGAUGGUACCACUGAAAAGGAACAGAUCACGUCUGCACCUUUGGAGGAUCGGCGUCUGCUCGUUGAGGACAAGGUGCUCUCAGAUGCCCAGGACCCUGUGCAGCUUAAAAAGAAAGACAGUGAGCGCAAUCACAGAACUAAUGAGAUUGAGUCUGAGACUAAAGCAAUUGUGGAUGCUCCAAAAACAGAGACCAAGAAGCCAGCCAAUUUGCUGGAGUUCGCACAGGCACUCACGCUUGCUUGGAACGGUGUCCUUGUGCUCAAGAAUAGCUGUUUUCCCACAAAAAUGUUCACACUCGAGGGUGACGCUGCCAUCACCCAUUCUCUCCUCAAAGAUUCUGCAACGGGUGCGCAGGUGUCACAACUGAAGAUUGCUCAGCGCCUGCGUCUUGACCAGCCCAAGCUGGAUGAGGUGACCCGCCGCAUCAAACAGGGCAGCCCUAAUGGCUAUGCUGUGCUGCUCGCUGUGCAGGCUCCCCAGGGUGCUGAAGGAGGGGACGGGGCUGUGGCUGUGGAGCCUGGUCUUCAGCAACGGCUACUGCGGAAUUUGGUGUCUUACCUGAAACAGAAGCAGGCAGCAGGAGUGAUUGGUUUGCCAGUCGGUGGUGUGAAGGACAAGGAUAAUACAGGCAUGCUAUACGCUUUCCCACCCUGUGUCUUCUCUCAGCAAUUCCUGCAGACAGCCAUGAGGACAUUAGGGAAAGUAGAUGAAGAACAUUUAAUUGUGGUAAUAGUACGGGACUCUGUCUGAGAGACUGCUUCAUCAGGAAUAAAAUAUAACUCUUGUCGGGACUGCCAUUUCAGUUCUAGUGUCUUUGGGACAAUGAUUGCUAAACCAAACAAAUGUGUGUCUGCACCAGAACUUUAGUUGUCUAAUUCUGUACUCUGUUUUUACCAUUUACCAUAAUAGCCCUUUUAUUCCUUUUCAUUGGAAUUUUAGGCCAGUGCUGAACGUUGACCUUUUAUUUGUUUGGUUUUUUUUAAAAAAAAUUGAUUGUAUGAAGAAAAGUUCUGAAUUGUCAGUAAAGCUACGUCUAACGUUGUAUUUUUAA